AUGUGGCACAUUCAGAAUAACUAUCAGUACAAGAUGCAACGCUCAAAUUCAGAUGUAAUACAGUUGAAAUGUGUAAAAGAGCCUGUUUGCAAUUGGUAUCUUAGAGCUAUGAAAAAGGAAAAACUCAAUGUAUGGAAGAUAACAGUAAUUAGAGGGCAGCAUACAUGCACAAAUGCGUCACUGCAUCAGGGUCAUCGACAGUUGGAUUCAGAAUAUAUCGCAAAGGAGGUGCUACCUAUGGCAUUUUGGCCUUCUAUAGUCGGCUUUCAAUCCUGUCGUCCUUUGAUAAGUAUUGAUGACACACAUUUGUAUGGGAAAUACAAAGGUAAAUUGUUGAUCGCGGUUGGGUAUGAUGCAGAUAAUGGCCUUUUCUCGUUGUGCUUUGCUAUUGUAGACGAAGAAAGUGCUGAUAAUUGGGGAUGGUUCAUAGCAUGCAUUCGUUCUUAUGUUACCGAUCGAAGAGGCAUUUGUGUGUUGUCUGAUCGACACGCUGGUAUUUUGGUAGCAAUGCGUGAUGGUUGGCCAGAACCAUUUGCUUAUCAUAGGUAUUGCUCGAGACAUUUUGUGAGUAAUUUCAACACCCAUUUUAAAGAUAAAGAUUUGAAACAAGCGGUUGUCACAAUGGCUAACGAAGAAUCUAAGGAAAAAUUCAACUUUUGGAUGUCGCGUGUUAAGGAUUUGAACAUUGCUGCGUGGGAGUACCUAAAUAGUGCCGAGAAAGAAAAGUGGAGUAAAGCAUAUGAUGAUGGCCACAGAUACGGUAACAUGACUACUAAUAUGUCUGAAAUCUUCAAUAGUGUUCUGAAGGGUGGGAGAUUUUUGCCUAUUACAGCACUGGUUCAGCUGACAUUUUACAGGUGCAACAAAUAUUUUGUUAAGAGGAGGAUUGAAGCAGAACAAUUUAGAUUACGAGGGAUUGAUUUGCCACCACAAGUUUUUGGACAUAUUAGUUGUGAGACUGUGAAGUCUAAGCGGGAACAAGUUCGAAUGUUCAACCAUAAUCCUCCUACAUUUCAGGUGAGUACGAGAAGACGUGGUGCGGAGGACAAUCAAAGUUCUAAUCGUUCAUACGUUGUAUGUCUUGGACAACAACAUGAAGAACAAUAUUGUUCAUGGAAUAUGUGGCUUCUUUAUCACCUUCCAUGUAGCCAUCUUCUAUCGUGUUGUUCAGCUAAUAGAAUCGAUUGGAGUAUAUAUAUGGAGCCAUAUUUUACAAUUGGGGCAUAUGAAAGCACAUGUGCCCCAGUUUUUAGUCCGAUACCCGAUGAGACAUGUUGGCCUGAUUAUUUAGGACUGAUGGUUGUCGUUGAUGAUGCACAACGAAGGAAAAGGGAAGGUCAUCCCAAGUCAACCAGGCUUAGGAUUGAUAUGGAUGCACGGGAAGGUCGCACUACAAACAAGUGUUCAAGGAGCUGA
Tripterygium wilfordii is the source of this 1416-nucleotide messenger RNA. RefSeq lists its product as uncharacterized. The coding region runs from base 1 to 1416 and encodes 471 amino acids. The transcript has 3 exons. The record is from RefSeq and is a predicted model, not a curated record. NCBI's taxonomy places the organism in Eukaryota, Viridiplantae, Streptophyta, Magnoliopsida, Celastrales, Celastraceae.